This is a messenger RNA of Cyphellophora attinorum, 1869 nucleotides long. Its product is annotated as Serine/threonine-protein kinase svkA. The record is from RefSeq and is a predicted model, not a curated record. The transcript is spliced from 2 exons. The coding region runs from base 1 to 1869 and encodes 622 amino acids. Gene Ontology annotation, molecular function: ATP binding; protein kinase activity. Lineage: Eukaryota; Fungi; Ascomycota; Eurotiomycetes; Chaetothyriales; Cyphellophoraceae. Gene Ontology annotation, biological process: protein phosphorylation.
AUGAGCGUCGAUCCCGAAACGCUAUACACGAAGCAGAAUUGUAUAGGCGGAGGCAGCUUUGGCAAGGUCUACAAGGGUGUUGACAAGCGGACUGGUCAGUCUGUCGCCAUAAAGAUCAUUGAUGUCGAGAACGCGGAAGAUGAGGUCGAAGACAUCAUCCAAGAGAUAUCAAUUCUCUCAGAACUGCAAUCACCAUACGUGACGAAGUACCAUGGGUCUUUCCUCAAAGGCUCGGACCUCUGGAUUAUCAUGGAGUUCUGCUCAGGUGGCAGCUGUUCCGAUCUCAUGCGACCAGGCAUCCUGAACGAGGAAUACAUUUCAAUCAUCCUGCGGGAACUGCUCAUGGGCUUGGACUAUCUGCACAGCGAUAAGAAGCUGCAUAGAGACAUCAAGGCGGCUAAUGUGCUUCUCGGUACCAAUGGUCAAGUCAAGCUUGCUGACUUUGGUGUGUCCGGCCAACUAUCAGCAACCAUGACCAAGAAGAACACUUUCGUUGGUACUCCUUUCUGGAUGGCUCCUGAAGUUAUCAAGCAGUCCGGCUAUGACCACAAAGCAGAUAUCUGGUCCCUAGACAUCCAUCCCAUGAAAGUCCUGUUUCUGAUUCCAAAGAAUGCUCCUCCGAGGUUGGAAGGCAAUUUUACGAGACCAUUCAAGGAGUUCGUUGAGCUGUGCCUUCGACGAGACCCAAAAGAGCGACCGUCCGCCAAGGAGCUACUCAAGCAUCCCUUCGUCAAGCGUGCUAAGAAGACCAGCUACUUGACCGAGCUGAUUGAACGACAUGAAAGAUGGCAAGCGACCCACGGAAGUCGAACCUCUGACGACGAAGACGAAGAGAACGAGCCGCCAUAUGCACAAGAGCCGAUCAACGAAGAUGUAUGGGAUUUUGGGACCGUUCGUCCUGUAGGUGGUGCUCGGGCCGGCGCUUUGCGACCUAUGGGUGAAUCAGCAGCCAACAUCCGUGCCUCACGAGAGCAGCCAGAGAUGGACGAUACAGUCAAGCGGCCAUCGUCACCUGCGAAAUCGCCAUCCAAAUCGCCAUCAAAAGCGCCAGUCAGUCCCACCAAAUCAGCAGCACCUCCUGUUCCCAGCAAGAACCCUCCUCCUGCAAAGCUUGCUUCGCAUUUGCAAAACAGUCCCGGCAUUGUGGCGGCAAGCACGUCCAGCAGAGACAGCGCUGGUUCGAAUGAGUACAACAAAGCCUUUCAGGCACAGCUGGCCAAAGAUAUGAGCUUCAUGCAGCUCAACGACGGCCAGAACACACCUCCGACAAGCACACCUCCGGGGUCAAGACCCAAAAUGAUCAUCCCAGAUAUCCCGCCGUUCAGGGGCAAGCCAGGUAAAGGCGAUGCCAUUCGACCUCCGUCGAGGCAAGGUUCCACAAAACCACAAGGCCAGCAAGCACUGCCAGCUUUCGACGCCAAAGACCUGCCUGUACAGCCUUUGCCUCAGAAGGGAACCAAGGAAAAGUUGCAACAGCAGGAGGCUCAACGACAACACGUGGAAUCGCCUGCGCCUUCGACGGGUAGUGUCAGCUCCGCAGCGGCAUCACCAAGUCUGCCAUCCCAGCACCAGCCAUCUGCACUAAGCUCAGUCAUCAUGCCGUCGCUCGAUGCUGCGUUGCAACGGCGCACAACCGUUGUCAAGGCUCAAGCAUCCAACAGUUCGAUAAGUCAAGAGCUUCGUCAAAAGCAGAUCGCGUCGAAUGAGCGCAUCAGGAAACUGGUGAUCAAGGCAGCAGGCGUUUUCAACGAAAUACAAGCAAUUGAUGAGCAGACGCCGGUAGGUAUGGGAGGCGGCGUCACGGACUUCCUCGAGGGAUGGCUCGAGGAGAUCUUGUAUAGGGUUGAGCCGACGGACGAUGAGGGAUGA